Molecule: messenger RNA, 1869 nt
Organism: Gopherus evgoodei (Goodes thornscrub tortoise)
Lineage: Eukaryota; Metazoa; Chordata; Testudines; Testudinidae
Exons: 2
Coding region: 203-1318 (371 amino acids)
Biological process (GO): DNA integration
Molecular function (GO): nucleic acid binding; RNA-DNA hybrid ribonuclease activity
Source: RefSeq, a predicted model, not a curated record
AAUUGAAUCGCAUUGGAUCGAAGUCCCAUGAUUUCUACCCAGCAUCAGACUCACUGGGAACCACCAAAACCCAACAGUGUCUUGGCGCAGCGAGUAGGGUUUGAAAUAUCCUUCAGGAUCACGACCUACAAUCAAAUUAGAGGGAAAGAAAUCUUCGGCAGUCCAUGUGGCAAGAUGGACUCGAUGGGAAAUAAGCUUGCUAAUGCCUUCAGUACAUCUGCAACGAGCAUCAUCGCUAAACCCUGCCACCCUCAUUUCUAGCCCAGAUGAGGGACACCUGCAUCAUGGUUGCCUUAAGGUAGAGCCCAUGGAUCUUCCAUUGGUAAAAGAAACUAAAAUACCUGAUGCUCCUUGCCUAUACGUGGAUGGUUCUUCCUUCUAUGUCAACGGCAAGCGACACACAGGAUGGGCUGUUUGUACUCAAGAUGGGCAGCUGGUGGCGCAUGGCAGUUUACCUGCCCAAGUAGCAGAACUACAAGCAUUAAUUGCAGCAUGUGAAGCUGCGGAAGGUCAUGCUAUAAACAUAUAUACUGAUUCUAGAUACGCGUUUGGGGUUGUACAUGAUUACGUUAACUUGUGGGUAAAUCGAGGAUUCCUGACAAGUACAGGAUCCCCAAUACAAAAUGGAGGGAUAGUGCAGAAACUUCAUGCAACCAUGCAGAAACCUACUGAAGUAGCAGUAAUAAAAGUAAAGGCCCAUACAAAAGGGACAGAUCCUCAUAGCAAGGGGAACCGAAGGGCAGAUGAACUAGCUAAACAAGCAGCAGUGGAAAGUAAAGAGACCCAAUUAAUAGCUGCAACACAGCCUCUCAUAAAAACCCCAAACUUUUUUGAAUUACAGGACAUUCAUCACGCUGCACCGAGGGCAGAGAAGUGGUUAUGGAUGGAUAAUGGGGGCAAACUGUGUGAUGAUAACACUUGGAGAGGUCCAGGGAACACAUUAGUGUUACCAAAUGUGCUAAUGGGAACUAUGAUACAAGUGUAUCACAUGUUGGGACAUGAUGGAGCACGGAGGGUGAUUCACAGUAUGUCAAACACCUGGUGGCACCCUAAGCUUAAUGCAAACGUGCAUGAUUAUGUGAGAAGGUGUGUAACGUGUGCUCAAUGUAAUUCUGCUCCCACAGUGAAAGUGAGAAUGCGACAUCAGCCAAGACCAACACAGCCCUUCGAGCAGUUACCAAUAGAUUUCAUUGGUCCCCUGCCAAGGUGCAGAGGGAAAGAAUAUGUUCUGGUGAUCAUGGAUCACUUUACUAAAUGGGUAGAAGCUUUCCCAGUGGCCAAGGCCACUGCAGCUGAUGUAGCUAAAGUAUUAAUGUAAUUACCUGGGGAGGAGUCAUUGGAUCAGUUGUAAAUGCCAUCACUCAAAUCUAAUACUAGGGACUGGGUUAAAAUUUGUUAGUAGCAGGAAUGACAGUUUACUGUGGUAAAAGUGGGGUUCACAUCUAAUCAAGUUAGAUACUACCUUAACUCAGCAACAGUUGGUCAGGUCCUCACUGCUGUACUCAGCCAUCUAUUGAGAACUUCUAAAAUGUAUGAGCAAGCAUUGGUCUAGGCAUGUGGAAAAAUUGUGUUAUCUUCCUGGCAUGGUAACAUCCUGGUGUUCAACAUGAAAGUUGCAGCCCUGCUAGGAGACUCACUCGUGCCACAAGUGCCAUGUUGGGUGACAGCUGUGGUUCUUGAGAACUGAACGUCUUCACCUUGAAUGGUGGCAGGGGAGUGGUCCCUAUCGAUAACAGGGGUAUGUUGAGAUGGUCAUUGCAUCCUUGAAGGGAUGUUAAUUCCUGAACUGGAGGCUCAGCCAGGGCACCCACUUCCUUUCGCAUGUCACAGACACCUGUGUAACAUAAGGGCCGGAGAUAACUACAUGGC